GGUUUUUACUCUUUGGUUCUAAAGUACAGCUGCUCUUAGGGCUGGAGAUGCUGCUGCCCAGAGAACGAGAUAUAAAAAGAUCUCUCUGGCUGGAUUUCCUCCUUUGCCAGGCUUGCCGACAACCCCAGGGGAAGCGUCUAAGGUGAUUACAGAGGUUAGAGAAGUCUUCAGUUUGAAUACACAUUUCUUUCUUGAUUCAGGAUGACCAGCUAACAGAGAUUCAUUAUUUUCGUCCUGAAAUUAAUUGAGGAAAUUUACUAAUUUCCUUGAAACUAGAUCUUUGGAAAGUCUUGAUUUUGCCUGUCGCUUGGGAUAAAACUUAUCAGCGUUGGAGAUUGAUAAGUUUUCUCCCAAACUUUUCCUCAACUCCCCUGCAAGCAAGAGCAGGCUCUACUCUUGGGGUGCCUUUCGUCUGUGUGGUAGGCUCUGAGCUCAGGUCUUUCUCCGGUGUGCAAAAUUACCAUCUCCAACUUCCAGCUCUGUACUGAGGUCCGGGCUACUUGCCCUUAACAUCGCUCAUCCUGUGUGACUGAGGUCUCUGGGCUAUCAAGUCUCCAAUUCCUGGCUAUUCAAGCAGUGUCAGGUAUGGACUCCCACUCGUGGAAUGGGCCUGAAGGAAGGCAGAAAUUGAAAAGAUGUCUUCCAGUAAUGACCACGUUUUAGUCCCAAUGUCACAGACAAACACCAACGGCCUUCCUGGAAUGAACUCAAGUGACGUGAAGACGCUAACAGGAGAUGUGUUAAGUUUUCAUAACAUCACCUAUCGAGUGAAAGUGAAAACUGGGUUUCUAGCCCGGAAGACGGUUGAGAAAGAAAUACUAUCGGGUAUCAAUGGGAUUAUGAAACCUGGCCUCAAUGCCAUUCUUGGACCCACAGGCGGAGGCAAGUCUUCGUUAUUAGAUGUCUUAGCAGCAAGGAAAGAUCCACAAGGAUUAUCUGGAGAUGUUCUGAUAAAUGGCGCACCUCAACCUGCCGAUUUCAAAUGUACUUCAGGCUAUGUGGUCCAAGAUGACGUUGUGAUGGGCACCCUGACAGUGAGAGAAAACUUACAGUUCUCAGCAGCCCUUCGGCUUCCAACAACUAUGAAGAAUCAUGAAAAGAAUGAACGGAUUAACAUGGUCAUUAAAGAGUUAGGUCUGGACAAAGUAGCGGAUUCCAAGGUUGGAACCCAGUUUAUCCGUGGUGUCUCUGGAGGAGAAAGAAAGCGGACAAGCAUAGGAAUGGAGCUGAUCACUGACCCUUCCAUCCUCUUCCUGGAUGAGCCCACAACUGGUUUGGACUCCAGCACAGCAAAUGCUGUCCUUCUGCUCCUGAAAAGGAUGUCUAAACAGGGCCGAACAAUCAUCUUCUCCAUUCACCAGCCUCGGUACUCCAUCUUUAAAUUGUUCGACAGCCUCACCUUAUUGGCCUCUGGGAGACUCAUGUUCCAUGGGCCCGCCCAGCAGGCUCUGGAGUACUUUGCAUCAGCAGGUUACCACUGUGAGCCCUACAAUAACCCUGCCGACUUCUUCCUGGAUGUCAUCAAUGGAGAUUCUUCUGCUGUAGUGUUAAAUAGAGACGAAGAAGACCAGGAAGCAAACAAAACUGAAGAACCCUCCAAGAGAGAGAAGCCAAUAAUAGAAAACUUAGCUGAGUUUUAUGCCAACUCCUCCAUCUACAGAGAAUCAAAAGCUGAAUUAGAUCGACUUCCACGGGCUCAGAAAAAGAAAGGAAUAUCAGCCUUCAAAGAGUCCACGUAUGUCACCUCCUUCUGUCAUCAGCUCCGAUGGAUUGCCAAGCGUUCAUUCAAAAACUUGCUAGGGAAUCCUCAAGCCUCGAUAGCUCAGAUAAUUGUUACAAUCAUACUGUCACUCGUUAUUGGUGCCAUUUACUUUGGUCUGACAAAUGAUAGAGCUGGAAUCCAGAAUAGAGCUGGGGUACUCUUUUUCCUGACCACCAACCAGUGUUUCAGCAGUGUGUCAGCUGUUGAGCUCUUCGUAGUGGAGAAGAAACUGUUCAUACAUGAGUAUAUCAGUGGAUAUUACAGAGUGUCUUCUUACUUCUUUGGAAAGCUGAUAUCUGAUCUUCUACCCAUGAGGCUUUUGCCAAGCGUUAUAUUCACUUGUAUAGUAUACUUCAUGUUAGGAUUGAAGAAAGAGGUGGGGGCUUUUUUCAUCAUGAUGUUCACCCUUAUCAUGGUCGCUUAUACAGCCAGUUCCAUGGCACUGGCCAUAGCUGCAGGUCAAAGUGUGGUAUCUGUGGCAACACUUCUCAUGACGAUCUCUUUUGUAUUUAUGAUGAUUUUCUCUGGUCUUUUGGUGAAUCUCACAACCAUUGAGCCUUGGUUGUCCUGGCUUCAGUACUUCAGCAUUCCUCGAUACGGCUACACAGCUUUGCAGUAUAAUGAAUUCUUGGGACAAGAUUUCUGUCCAGGACUCAAUGCAAACGUCAGUGACACCUGUGAUAACAGCUAUGCAAUAUGUACUGGUGACGACUACUUGAAAAGUCAGGGCAUCGAUCUGUCACCUUGGGAACUGUGGAAGAAUCAUGUAGCUCUGGCUUGUAUGAUUAUUAUCUUCCUCACAAUUGCCUACCUAAAAUUGUUAUUACUUAAAAAGUAUUCUUAAAUUCCCCUUUACCAUACUAUUAAAUGUAUUCCUAUUAAAUGUGGGCACUUUGAUUCUCUGCAUUUUGACCAGUGGGGGCUUUAUAGAAUAGUCUCCUUCUGCAGCAAAAUGAAGCUUCUUUUAUGAGGGUGAGAGCUGCACUUCUUUGGGUAUAAGGACAGAUGUUUAAAACGAAUCUGGGAAUUACACUGGUUUAAGAAUGUGGCAGUAGUGGAUCCCCCUCUAGGGUCCAUGACCUCACUAGUAACAGGUAGUUGCUAGGAUCAUAGUGAAUUGCCACCUAUUAAGUGGGCCUUAAAUCCUCCCUUGGCAAAACUUUGAGAUACUGUGAGAGACAGUUCUCAGGGAGGAGGCUUCCAGGUCUGUUCCAGCUGGGUACCCCCCAGUCCUGUGUCCACAGUGCGCGGUGUCUUCAACAGCAGGGUCUGACAUCCAAAUCUCAUUUUUUUAAAAGUUACUUUUGUAAGGGUGUCAAUGUAACAGAUAUAUAUUCAGUGACUAGUCAUGGCCAGUUCCUGUUGGUCAAUGGAAUUAAAAACAAAGUACAAGUUUCCCAGUUACUGUGUUAUGAUGACAAUAAAUGUUGAAUUUUUUUAGAAUAAAAAAAUACUUGUUUCUGCUUCAGUACUCAGAAAGCUGAAUUAUAUCUCCAUCAUUGAAAAAACUUGUAUCAUUGAAACUAGAAAGAAAUUAGAUUUAUAUCCAGUUUAAUUUUUCUUUUUGCCUGUAAUCCUCCCUUUCUUAUCACCUGAUACUACCCUCUCCUUGUCCCUUGAAUACUUUGAACUUUAGCCACACUUAGACCUGAUUGCAUACAUGAAUACAUUAUAGGCCGGGGUCCAUGUGUGAGGGAAAACAUGCAGAGUUUCUCUUUCUGGGUUUCUAUUGCCUUGCUUAAUACUCAUCUUUCUAGGUCCAUAGAUAUUCUUGCUAAUUGCAUGAUUUCAUUUUCAUAGCAGCUGAAUGUAUCAUAUUGUAUAUAAGUAACAAUUUCAUUAUCCAUUCACUUGCUGAUAAACAGUUAGGCUAGUUCCAAAACUUUGCAAUUAUGAGUAGGACAACAAUAAACAUGCAUGUGAAAUACCUCU
Messenger RNA from Onychomys torridus (southern grasshopper mouse), 3694 nucleotides. Its product is annotated as broad substrate specificity ATP-binding cassette transporter ABCG2. Gene Ontology annotation, cellular component: plasma membrane. The record is from RefSeq and is a predicted model, not a curated record. NCBI's taxonomy places the organism in Eukaryota, Metazoa, Chordata, Mammalia, Rodentia, Cricetidae. The transcript has 17 exons. The coding region runs from base 636 to 2606 and encodes 656 amino acids. Gene Ontology annotation, molecular function: ABC-type transporter activity; ATP hydrolysis activity; ATP binding.